Messenger RNA from Daphnia carinata, 732 nucleotides. RefSeq names its product adhesive plaque matrix protein-like. The record is from RefSeq and is a predicted model, not a curated record. The transcript is spliced from 3 exons. The coding region runs from base 28 to 732 and encodes 234 amino acids. Gene Ontology annotation, cellular component: extracellular matrix. NCBI's taxonomy places the organism in Eukaryota, Metazoa, Arthropoda, Branchiopoda, Diplostraca, Daphniidae.
UUUCAUUUGAACUCUCUCAGCUCCAACAUGAAGAUUUUCCUUUUCGCCGCUCUUGUUGCCGUUGCUGCCGCUGGUGGAGUAUACCAAAACGACCUCUACGCCAAAGGUGAUGGUUACCAGCCGAUGAACUACGGUCAGGGCUACAAAAAGGACAACAAGCAAGACUACAACAAUGAUUACAAUCAAAACAAGAAAGAUUAUUCUGGCCCCGACUAUUAUGCGUCUCCACAACCCUACGACUUCGCCUAUAAAGUAAAGGAUGACUAUACAUACACCAACUUCGGCCAACAAGAGUCUAGUGACGGCUAUGGAAACGUUAAGGGAUCCUACUUCGUCUAUCUCCCCGAUGGCACAACUCAGACCGUCAACUACAAGGCCGAUUCUUACGGAUACGUUGCUGACGUGCAAUAUACCGGAGAACCCAAGUACGGCGACAACUAUGCUCCGGCUCCGUACAAGGGUUCUUCUUCUUACCCUUCACCCAAGCCCUCAUACAAGGCUCCUUCUUCUUACCCUUAUCCUACCCCCUCAUACAAGGCUCCUUCUUCUUACCCUUCACCUACUUCCUCAUACAAUGUUCCUUCUUCUUACUCUGCACCUACCCAUUCAUACAAGGGUCAAUACCCACCAAUGUACCCAUCUACUCCGUACAUGACGGAUAAAUACCCAACUCCCUCAGCUUAUCCAACGACCUCUUAUCAAAACGAUUACGAACCAUCCAAAAGGUACUGA